Messenger RNA from Vicia villosa (hairy vetch), 363 nucleotides. RefSeq lists its product as uncharacterized. The record is from RefSeq and is a predicted model, not a curated record. Gene Ontology annotation, cellular component: histone deacetylase complex; chromatin. The transcript has a single exon. NCBI's taxonomy places the organism in Eukaryota, Viridiplantae, Streptophyta, Magnoliopsida, Fabales, Fabaceae. Bases 1 to 363 code for a protein of 120 amino acids. Gene Ontology annotation, biological process: negative regulation of transcription by RNA polymerase II. Gene Ontology annotation, molecular function: transcription corepressor activity.
AUGAGCAGUUCAAGAAGUGAUCCCAUGUUUGGUCAUGAACUGGUGUUCGUAAAGAAAGCAAAAUCUGUGGUUACGGCAGAAAAGUAUAAUGAAUUUUUAAGCCUCCUGUACAAUUACCAUGGCAGAAGAAUUGAUAUAGGAGUUUUCAAAGAUGGAGUAUUAGAGUUGUUUAAAGAGCAUGAAGAUUUAAUUUCAAGAUUCAACGUGUUCUUGCCUCGGGGACACGAAAUCUCAGUUCCAUUGGAUGGUGAACAUCAAGGUGAUGUCGAUGCAUUAGCGGUCGAAGACGAUGAACAACAAGGUGAUGAAGAUGCAUUAGCAGCCAAAGAUGAACAGAAAGAAGAUGAAGAAAAACAAGUUUGA